AGCAAGCUAAGAAGUGUGGUCAUCUUGAACCUUGAAAUCAAUGUAAUGAAGAGGUCCAGGAAGUUAGUGAACGAACGAUAAAACAGUGGUCAACAUGGGUUAAUCCACACCACCAGCUACCGUUAAACUAUUUGGAGCAUCAUCAUCCCCAUCAUCAUCAUCAUCAUCUGAAGAAGAAGAAGAAGAAGAAGAAGAAGAAGAAUGUAUAUAUGAUGCUCUCCAGUCCGACGAUCUAGGUCUAGAACCUCAAUAACCGCAAGUGAAUAACUACCUGGUCCAUCCAAUCCAAUUUGUGCAGAUUUUCUUAGGACACUAUGGUUAGGUGACCUCAGAUCACCCUCACUUCAUUCCCCUCUCUGGCCGUCAUCUGACUGGUGGUUGCAAUGGCUUUGCAAAAUGGAUACUCCAUCGACUCCUCCCCCCUGGACGAGAGUGGAGAUACUACACCCCUACUUAAAAAAGAAGUGGUAGAUGUUGAUGAUUCAGUACCUCCACAAUGUUGCUCUGCACGCUGCAAUCUGGCCAUCAUGAUGUUCUUUGGAUUCUCCGUCGUCUACGGUCUCCGUGUCAAUCUAAGUGUUGCCAUGGUCGCCAUGGUCAAUGGGACCAAAAGCCAACCAUCUCUCAACAGCUCAGGUGGCCAUGAGUGCCCAGUUUCCUCCCACGGCAAUGGCAGCCAAACCCCAGACCAACCAGAUGGGAUACCUCUGUAUUUGUGGGAUUCUCUGACUCAGGGCCUGCUGCUGGGGGCGUUCUUCUUUGGCUACCUGGUGACGCAGAUCCCCGGGGGUUACCUGGCCGGACACUUUGGGGGGAGUAUCUUCCUGGGGGGAGGGGUGCUGGGCACCGCAGCCCUCAGCCUCCUCACCCCCCUGGCAGCGCAGCUAGGACCCUACUGGCUGUUUGGCUUACGGGCACUGGAGGGCUUUGGGGAGGGGGUGACGUUCCCGGCCAUGAUGGCCAUGUGGGCUCGCUGGGCUCCCCCUCUAGAGAGGUCUCGGCUUAUGACCCUUUCGGGGUCAGGGGCCAACUUUGGGGCCUUUGUAGCCCUGCCCCUCACUGGCUUCAUCUGUCACAGUCUGGGCUGGCCAGCUGUCUUCUACAUGUUUGGGGGUGCUGGUUGCAUUUGGGCAGUGUUCUGGUUCAUUCUGGUGUCGGACCAGCCUGGCACUCAUCCACGAAUCAGCACAAGAGAAAAAGAUUACAUCAUCAACUCCAUAGGAAAAGGGGGUGGUGCCCAUGGCUGGUCAGUGCCUUUGUUGCCCAUGAUGCUCUCUGUUCCCCUGUGGGCCAUCAUAGUGUCUCAGAUGUGUGCCAACUGGGGUAACUGCAUUCUGCUCACAUCACUACCCACCUACAUGGACACGGUGCUUCACUUUGACCUCCGACAGAAUGCCUUUCUCUCAGCUCUGCCCUAUCUGGGUGGCUGGGCCUUCUCGGUGAUAUCAGGUGUAGUAGCAGACAGCCUCCUGGAGAAGGAGCUGUUGAGUGUCACAGCGGUCCGCAAGAUCUUCACUAUCACAGGUCUGCUGCUGCCUGCAGCGUUCCUGGUUGCUGUGGGCUACUCCGGCUGCAGUGGUGUGUUGGCAGUGACCUUCCUCACCCUCUCUUCAACUGCAGGAGGCACCAGUGCAGCCGGGGUCUUCAUCAACCAGAUAGACAUUGCUCCACGGUAUGCGGGGGUGCUUUUAGGAAUCACCAACACUUUCGGGACUAUCCCAGGUGUGGUCGCUCCAAUCAUCACGGGUUACCUCACCAAAGAUCAAUCCCUGGCGGGAUGGAGGAGUGUGUUCUGUCUGUCGGCCGGGAUCAGCGCCGUAGGAGCUUUCAUCUUUACCUUGUUUGGGUCCGGGGAGGUCCAGAAAUGGGCCCUGGUAGAGGUGGAUCAGGAGCAGGCAGAAACAAAGAGAGACAGGUUCAUCCCUACAUGACAGAUAAGACCUAAAGCAGGGUUCCCCAACUGAUGGCCCACGGUGGUUUUAUUUUGCCCCCCAUGUUUUCUGAGCAAAAAAUGUAUAAAACAAUAUUAUUCUUUAUUUUUUAAAUUUUCAUUGUUGGACAUAAAAACACCAGGAAAUCAGCUCCGCGUCAUUUUAAUUUGGGAAUUCUGUUCCCAAGUAUUUCUGCACAUAAUAGAGAGGCAAGUGAUCAUAUACAAAUGUAAGCUUCGUUGGAAAUGAUUGUUUAAGUCUGUUUGGGCUCCUUGCGGUCAAUUUGCAGUCGACAAAUGAUUUAAAAUGAUGUUCCGGCCCCUUGACUAUCCGCUCAAUAAAAGAAAAUGUCCCUA
Oncorhynchus nerka (sockeye salmon) is the source of this 2287-nucleotide messenger RNA. RefSeq names its product sialin-like. The transcript is spliced from 12 exons. The record is from RefSeq and is a predicted model, not a curated record. Gene Ontology annotation, biological process: monoatomic anion transport; transmembrane transport. Bases 384 to 1931 code for a protein of 515 amino acids. Lineage: Eukaryota; Metazoa; Chordata; Actinopteri; Salmoniformes; Salmonidae. Gene Ontology annotation, cellular component: plasma membrane. Gene Ontology annotation, molecular function: transmembrane transporter activity.